Molecule: messenger RNA, 695 nt
Organism: Osmerus eperlanus (European smelt)
Lineage: Eukaryota; Metazoa; Chordata; Actinopteri; Osmeriformes; Osmeridae
Gene: nudt15
Product: nudix (nucleoside diphosphate linked moiety X)-type motif 15
Exons: 3
Coding region: 60-542 (160 amino acids)
Biological process (GO): dGTP catabolic process
Cellular component (GO): cytosol
Molecular function (GO): 8-oxo-7,8-dihydrodeoxyguanosine triphosphate pyrophosphatase activity
Source: RefSeq, a predicted model, not a curated record
GAGUCAAUCAGAGCAGAAUCCAAAUUUGUGUGUUGGAAGCGGUCAAGUUAAUUCCCAGCAUGACACAAGAUCAGAAGCGCCCCGGUGUUGGAGUCGGAGUGUUGGUCACAGAUUUAGCAAACCCGUACUGCGUCCUCGUCGGAAAGAGGAAAAGUCUAGUUGGAAACGGAACGUAUCAGUUACCCGGAGGUCACUUAGAAUUUGGAGAAACGUGGGAAGAGUGUGCGCGACGGGAGGUGAUGGAGGAGGCAGGACUGCAUUUGAGAAAUAUAUGCUUCGCCUCCGUGGUGAACUCCAUCAAACUACAAGAGCACUAUCACUAUGUGACUAUCAUCAUGCUAGGCGAAAUGGACCGCAGUUGUCCAGGAGAGCCAGUUAAUCUGGAACCAGAAAAGAACGAAGGUUGGACUUGGACUAGGUGGGACCAGUUUCCCCCAGAAGACGAGCUCUUCCUUCCUCUCGCCUGCUUGAGACAACAGGGUUACCAGCCUUUCAGAGACACUCGUGUGAGCAACCUCAGCUCCACCGCAACUUCCCAGUGACAGUGCGCAACCACACUGGCGAGUCCAAAGCAUUGAUUUAUUCAUUUAUUUGAAUGAAUUGUAGAGUGCGAAUAAAUAUUUAUGCCGUUUUAUUUCAAAGUAGUCCUACAAAUGACCCGUUCAUGGUAUGCAAAUUAUGUCUCACUCAAAGCA